AUGUUACAGUUUUACGUACCAGAGGUGAAAGAAGUGAUAGAGGUGACCGAUGAGGCUGACGACUUGGUUCAAAAAGAACUAGAGAAGUUCGAGAAGUCUCACGGAAUUACCGAUUGA
This is a messenger RNA of Ostertagia ostertagi, 117 nucleotides long. The record is from the annotation of a GenBank genome assembly. NCBI's taxonomy places the organism in Eukaryota, Metazoa, Nematoda, Chromadorea, Rhabditida, Trichostrongylidae.